AGAACGCGCCUGCGGAGCUCGGAUGCAUGCAAAUUAUGUACGACCAGGAGGUGUUGCAUGGGAUUUACCCCUUGGAUGGCUUGAUGAUGUGUAUGAUUGGGCUGUGCAGUUCCCACAGAAGCUAGAUGCAAUGGAGGAUUUGCUAACUGAAAAUCGUAUUUUCUUGGCACGAACUGUUGAUAUUGGUAUUGUGAAAGCUGAAGAUGCCCUGCUUUGGGGCUUCUCCGGCGUUAUGCUUCGUGGUUCGGGUAUCAAGUGGGAUGUGCGCAAGGCGCAACCGUACGAUGCUUAUGAUCAGGUCGAUUUCAGUGUACCUGUUGGCGUGAAAGGAGACUGUUAUGACAGGUACGCACCACGUUCUAGGUACUUGGUAAGAAUGGAGGAAAUGCGUGAAAGCCUUAAGAUUGUCUUCGAAUGCUUGAAUAAAAUGCCAGCUGGUGAAGUAAGAAUCGACGAUCAUAAAGUGACACCUCCGAGGCGCACCGAAAUGAAGGUAAAUCGUUCACUAUGGUGGCUUGGACUGUCAGCAGAAUCCGUGGAUAUCCUUGGGAUGCACCCAGACAUUUAGUG
Messenger RNA from Gongylonema pulchrum, 570 nucleotides. The record is from the annotation of a GenBank genome assembly. NCBI's taxonomy places the organism in Eukaryota, Metazoa, Nematoda, Chromadorea, Rhabditida, Gongylonematidae.